Messenger RNA from Pectinophora gossypiella (pink bollworm), 4801 nucleotides. It is a transcript of the gene pigs, whose product is annotated as GAS2-like protein pickled eggs. Gene Ontology annotation, cellular component: microtubule plus-end; cytoplasm; stress fiber. The transcript is spliced from 5 exons. Lineage: Eukaryota; Metazoa; Arthropoda; Insecta; Lepidoptera; Gelechiidae. Gene Ontology annotation, molecular function: actin filament binding; microtubule binding; cytoskeletal adaptor activity. Gene Ontology annotation, biological process: protein localization to microtubule plus-end; actin crosslink formation; regulation of microtubule polymerization or depolymerization. The record is from RefSeq and is a predicted model, not a curated record. Bases 188 to 2512 code for a protein of 774 amino acids.
CGCAUUCAGUCAGCCCGCGACUGCCGCAUCGAACGUACGUCCCGCUCGCGCUGUCGAUAAUCGAUAGAACUGCGAAGCUCCGCGAAUACGAAAAGUGUGUGUCGAAAAAAAGGAUAUUUUUUGUGUGUGACUUGGACCCGCAGGUUUCUUUCGUUUUUUAAGAACCAGUAAUGUCCAUCUAACCAAAAUGGCGGGCGCAGGCGCAGUGCUGCUGGAGGCUCGGCCCUUCCGGCCGUUCAAGUCCUCCGAGGAGUACCUCUACGCCAUGAAGGAGGACUUGGCGGAGUGGCUGACAGUCCUCUACCCAGAGCUGAGGAUCAAUGCUGAUAAUUUCUUGGACAGGCUGGAUACCGGCGUCGCUUUGUGCAGGCACGCAAACGCCGUCCGAGAUUCGGCCCGUCUGAUCCUGGAAUCACCAGCUCCGGAAUCCGAAGACGCCCUCACCCUGGCCAGAGCUCUUCGCACCAGACCGCCCGUGAACAUGCUACCAGCAGCCAAGGCAGGCACGUUCUUCGCAAGAGACAACUUGUCCAAUUUCAUCGACUGGUGUCGGAAAGCUCUUGGCAUCCUUGAGUGUCUACUCUUCGAAACCGAUGACCUAUGCCUUCGAAAGAACGAGAAGCAUGUUGUCUUGUGUCUUUUGGAAGUGGCCAGAAAAGGCGCGGUUCUUGGCAUGCCAGCUCCUCUUCUAGUCCAAAUGGAGAGGCAGAUAGAAAGAGAAUUAGCAGGAGAAGAGUUGCGACCUGACGAUUCUGCACUUGGUUUGGUUCCCCUCGGUCCUCAACCGCAGUUGGUAACGAAUGACUUGAGGAGUCUGGAUGAGAGAGUCAGGGAUCUGGUGGAGAGAUGCUCGUGCCCCACUCAGUUCCCGAUGGUGAGGGUGUCUGAAGGAAAGUACAGGAUUGGAGACACGAGGCUGCUGAUCUUCGUCAGGAUCCUCCGGUCGCACGUGAUGGUGCGUGUUGGCGGCGGUUGGGAUACGUUGGCCCACUAUCUGGACAAGCACGACCCCUGCCGCUGCCGGGCCCAGCACAGGACCUCUCUGUCCGCCCGCCUGGCCCGUCCCAAGCACGACCUUGCCGGCGCCACUGUGACCUACGAACGCCCAGACCCUACCCCUUCAGGCCCCACCUCGCUCCCCUACAAGAAAGACUACGAACCCACAUCUCUCCCAUACCACACCAGCAAACUAUAUAACGAAGAUUCUAGACCCCACCAUUACCAAUCAAACAACAGACUUAAUGAACCCACAAGUUUGCCCUAUUUGGGAGAAUUAGACAGAGCGUCUUCCCCAAGCCGAAGACAUUUGGUGCCAAGAGCAAAUAGUCCGGGAAGGAAAUCUUCAUCCCCGGACAGGAGGGCCAAAGUUGUUGUGUCCAAUCACCUUGUGCCCACUCCUCAUGGUAUAAGGAAUAAAAGCCCCAGGCCUGUUUCCCCGGCGCCUCAAGCAGAAAGUGCUUCAGAUAAUGGUUCCGAAGUGUCUGAUGAAGGGUAUAGGAGUCUGGGUGUGGUAGCGGGGUCAACGCAAGGGUCGCCGUCGACCAAAACGACCAAUAGAUACUCACUACACAGCCAGAACUCUAUUGAAGACGCUGAAUAUAAUGAGCGUCUCGACCAAGACGAUGGCUGUCAUAUGGACAAAGCCGAGCGUGAUGACUACGUGAGUCUCAACACCGGCCUUCGCAAGACUGACUUCUCCGAUACCUUCUACGGUGGCAGGAAGACUUCUCUCGAAGAAAAAUCCACCAGAGGCAGCCCAGAACGCGUCAUUAGCACUGAAAACAACGACUCUCCAAGCAAGAGUCUCAGGGCGGCAAGAGAACUAAACGAGUCUUCAACAAAAACCAUCAGAUCCCGCCAAGCCAGCCGCAUUCCUCACUCCCCAGUGAGAAACAGAACCCCAAGUCGUGGUAACACACCCAGUCCUAAACAUACUCCGAAUCCAAUCCAAACGUCACCAAAAUUAACUCCCAAGUUGCCCCCAACGGCGAGAAAUACUUGGAGCGGACGUACAGCUCCUAAUCAAGUCAAGUCUAAAGCCAGACCAACAAUUGGAGCUGAUACUUUCGACAACCCAAAUAAAUCUCCCAAAGCAAAACCUAAAGGAACACCUCAGAAUGAUGCGUUUAAAAGGAAUUCGCCUUUGAGAGCUAGCAGCGUAACUUUAAGGUCCCCACCGAACCAAAACCAAAAACCCUUAAGUCCUCUUUUAGAACAGAUCCUCAGGUCUGCAGAAGCCGCGAAGGACGACGCAACUGUCUUAGAAAAGAUGAAGGAAAUUAUCAGAACUUAUUCUAAGGGUGAUGAUUCCUUAUCAAGGACUAGUUCUAAAGACUCAGAUUAUGCGGAUUUCACGUCUGCCUGGGUGAUGUCUGAUGGAAAGUUGGAGAGGUCUACUAGUACAAGACAACUGGCUGCACCGAGGAAAGACCCCAGGAACGGAGCUUCAAGAAUACCAGCUCCGGUGUCCAUCGGCUGCAGGAGGUCGACUUCGACGUCACAGUUUCAAUGACAGGGAAGUUCGCAAGAUAGCGACGAGUAUUCACCCAAGUGACAGGGCAAGUGGUAAACUUGAAGAAGUACCUAUAAGGGAGAAUGUCUAUUGGUUGUGUGUUAAGGUUUCCGAUGGUGUCACAAAGACUAUAAAUGAAAGUGUAAGGUUCCGUAUAGUUGGCAAUAUACAGGCUGUUUUGGAAGACGUUUUUUGAUGGAUAUAGUUGUAGUUAUAAGUGGAGUAAAUUAUAUAGAGGUUGCUGUAAAAGACAGAAUUAUUCAAGUCCACAUUAUGCCUAUAAUAAUAUGUAUUUAUCGAUUAGAUAGUAUACCACAUAUCUAUGACGGUAGUUAUUUUAGCUCUUUCGAAUUUUAAACUUUGAUAAAUGACAAAAUAUUGCGAUUUUUAAAAUAGUAGUAGUAUUUUAAAAUUUUCAUGAUAGUGUUAGCAUUCUAAUGUAGUACUAAUUUCUAUAGUAGAAUAGAAAAUUUGUACUAACAGUAACACUACUAAAAUUCUACACUAUAAGAGACGGAAGAAGAAUAGGGAUUUGGGUUGUUUUAAGAAGAUAAAAUGAAGAAGGAGAAGAGAUGUAAGAAGGAAGAAGGUCUACUAAGAGAUGGUGCUAAAAGAAAGUUAUCUUACUUUGACUAAACUUUUAGUUAAUUUAAUUUUACGAAAAAAACGAACGUUUAUUUCUUAGGUUAAGUUUUAUAUUUUGAUUAAAAUAUUAUUAUAACAUUAAUCUUUGUUUGAUCAGAAUUUAAAAAUAAAUGAUUGAAACAAGAUAAUAAUGUUUAGUACUUUAAGUACCUUACGUCUGAAAUGACAAUUUUAAAGUUAAGUUUUAUAACUUACUUAUUUUAUUUUCGUCUUGAUUUAUACUCCCGGAAAUUACUUACUAAAAAUGUAAAAGUAUAAAAAAGCCUUACUUAAUUAAAAAAGCAUUUUGGUAUUGCAUUUAACGAAAUAUCAUUCCAUUUACGCCGGGAUUUUGGCAAUUAUUUUUUUCAGUAAUCUCAUUUGUUGGAGGGUUGUGAAAGGUAUAGAGCUUAUAAUAAAAAAUAGUGUUUUCUGUAAAAAAAAGGUAAUAUGGCAAACGAGUGGAACUUGAUACAUCCAAGACUUACCUCAUGAUAGUAUACGGAAGAGAUGUAAAAAUAAAAAUAUUUUUUCACUCACAAUUAAAAAGUAUAAAUCUUAUUGCCAUAUACCGUCCGGAUUAUAAUAUAUUAUGACUUUAGAUGAAGCUUCGUUCAUAAUAAUGUAUAAUUUAAUGUGUCUAUUAAAUUAGUGUUCGAAGUGAAAUUUUGUCAUUCUACGCUGUUGCAUGCUAUUUUAUAUCCUUGGCUAUUUUUAAGUUGCUAUCUUUGACUACUUAACGCUAUUUUUAAAUAAUUAUACAUAUCUGCUAGGUAGAAUAAAGAAAUAUUAAUUAAAAUGGAAACUUAUGAACAGACUAACUUACAGAAUUCACGUCAAUAGUUUAUGUUUUAUAAUAUUCCAAAGUAAAAUUUUACAAAUAUUAUUUUUUAUUAAAUGUAAUUUUAUUUAAAAGUAGCGUUAUUAUAAAGAUAUGACUUUAAGCUAAAAUAUAAUUUUAAGUUAUAAAGCUCUGCCCUCACGGUCGUCUUUUCACUUAGUACUAACUUAGUUAUUACUAAAAUAAAUUACUUAGUGGAAAGGUGUAAAUUUUUGGUAAUAUUUAUGGUCAUUUUCUUGUUGAUUAUAUUUUAUUUAAUUUAAAUUAAAAAUUAACUUACAUUUACAAACAUAGCUACCAAAGCCCCUUCUAGAGUAUACCUAUAUUAUAGAAGGAGUUUUUUGUCGUGUGGAUUGCCAGAUUCUAUCGUGUGGGUUGUGAGGUGGAUAACCAAUUGCUACCUUAAUGAUUGCUACAUACAUUAUAAUAAAGAAAAUCUACAAUUUGACCUGGUGUCUUCUGAUUUUGCAAUAUAAGGGUGGUAUUAAUAAACUAAUCUCAUCUUCGAGACUACCCUCAAGAUCAUGUCAAUAUGACAGUUCUCAUAUAAAAACAGACUUGAGGGCAGUCUCAGCUGAGAUUCGUUUAUUAAUACCACCCUAGGUUUCCUUACAACUUCUUGACAAGUUAACAUAAAAUGUCCAUAAGUAAUUACUUAAUUUUUCGUCGCUACACAGCCGAUAAGCUUUGACGUGUAAUGCAAGUAUAAUUUAGAGGCUAAGUCUUAGCUACUUAGUUAAGUUUCGUUUCUUCUUCGACAUAAUGUUACCAGUGACUAUGCCAUAGAAAUUGUUAUAUUUCACUGAAUAAACAAUAAGACAACA